GACCCUCCUCCUCUUCCUCCUCCUCCUCCUCUCAGCUGGGUGCGUGGUCCUGGCGUGGCUGCCGAACGGUCCCCGUCGAUCCUUUCCGAACUAAAUGCCUCUGUGACAGAAUCUCCACCUUCGCCAUCUUAGCCCAGCUCAGCGCCGAAAUGAAUACGGAAAAAGUUCUCGUCCCGUCGGUCACGCUAAUCGUCGGGUGCGGAGUGUCUUCCCUGACUCUCUUGCUCUUGAUCAUCAUUUACAUCUCAGUCUGGAGAUAUAUCCGCUCGGAACGGUCUGUCAUCCUAAUUAACUUCUGUCUGUCCAUCAUAUCUUCCAACGCUCUCAUCCUGAUCGGGCAAACGCAAACCCGGAACAAGGUGAUCUGCACCUUGGUGGCCGCAUUCCUGCACUUCUUCUUCCUCUCCUCCUUCUGUUGGGUGCUGACGGAGGCCUGGCAAUCGUACAUGGCCGUGACGGGAAGGCUACGGAACCGCAUCAUCCGCAAACGCUUCCUCUGUCUCGGAUGGGGCCUCCCAGCCCUGGUGGUUGCAAUCUCUGUGGGAUUCACGAAAGCCAAGGGGUACGGCACCGUGAAUUAUUGUUGGCUGUCUUUGGAAGGUGGUCUCCUUUACGCCUUCGUGGGACCAGCAGCUGCUGUCGUUUUGGUGAACAUGGUUAUUGGUAUUCUGGUGUUUAACAAACUUGUAUCCAAAGAUGGAAUAACAGAUAAGAAACUGAAGGAACGGGCAGGGGCGUCGCUGUGGAGCUCCUGUGUGGUCCUCCCGCUUCUGGCCUUGACGUGGAUGUCGGCGGUGCUGGCCAUCACAGACCGGCGGUCCGCCCUCUUCCAGAUCCUCUUUGCGGUCUUUGACUCCUUAGAGGGCUUUGUCAUUGUGAUGGUCCAUUGCAUCCUGCGGAGAGAGGUACAAGAUGCCGUCAAAUGUCGAGUGGUGGACCGCCAAGAAGAAGGAAAUGGCGAUUCUGGGGGGUCAUUUCAGAAUGGACAUGCUCAGUUAAUGACCGAUUUCGAGAAGGACGUGGAUAUGGCUUGUAGAUCAGGUGAGCACAUCACAGUUCUAAACAAAGACAUCAGCACUUGCCGUACCAUGACGAUCACGGGGACCCUGAAGCGCCCAUCUCUGCAGGACGAGGAGAAGGUGAAGCUGAACCAUCAGAAGGGCUCCUCCAACUUUAACAGUCUUCCAGCCAACGUCUCCAAGAUGCACCUCCAAAGUUCCCCGCAUUACAUGGGGCCCAUCAACCUCAAUGAGUUCGGCAACCACACCCUCACUCUGAAGAAGGACAAGAGCCAGCAGCCUCCCAAGUCCAUCUACAUUUGCGACGGGGACAUCUUCAAAAAGCUGGACUCAGAGCUCUCCCGGGCUCAGGAUCAAGCCAUAGACACCAGCUAUGUCAUCCUGCCCACCAACACUGCCACCCUGAGGCCCAAGCCGCCCCCACCACCGCCACCCCCGAAGGACGAUACAAAAUACAGCAUCAAUAUCGACCAGAUGCCUCAGACGAGGCUCAUCCAUCUCAGCAUGGCCACCGACCCAGGUUUUGUUGUCAAGAGUCCUCCAAGGGAACCGGUGGUGAUGGGCUGUGGGGAGGUCCAGGCAACUCCUAUGAUGCAACAGCAGCAGCAGCAGCAGCAACAGCAGCUAUCACCACCGGUGGUCAACAAAUCCGGUGACUCGCAGAUGCUAAGCUUGUGCGAUGCAGGCGAUUCUGGUACUUCUGGAAUGGUGUCUAAGAGCGAGACAGUCUCCACAUUGUCCAUGAGCUCCCUAGAGAGACGGAAAUCCCGGUAUGCAGAGCUAGAUUUUGAGAAAAUCAUGCACACGAGAAAGCGUCACCAGGACAUGUUCCAAGACCUGAAUCGCAAAUUGCAGCACGCAGAGAAAGAGAAGGAGUCUCCACCGGCAGACAGCAAGGCUAUAAAACGAUGGAGCGUUUCUUCGGGUGGAAGUGAUAAAACAAACACUAGCCAAGAGAAGCAGCAGACCCCCAACAAGAGACCCUGGGAAGGAAUUCGGAAGGUCCAUUCGCCACCAGCAUGGGUUAAAAAGGACAUGGAACCCGUUGCUCAGUCUCCCUUGGAACUCAAAACUGUAGAGUGGGAAAAAACGGGAGCAACAAUCCCCCUGGUGGGACAGGACAUUAUCGACCUCCAGACAGAGGUCUGAGGAGGCAAAAGAGACAAGAGACUCUUGACGGUGUUUUUUCCUCUUCCCCCCUUUGGAAAACAAAACCGAAUACAAAACAGAUAAGAUUUUUUUUUAAAUAAAAAAAAAAAACCAAAACCCAGUUAAAUGGAAUCGAAACCGAGAGAGAGCAAAACCCGGUUGGUUUCUUUUCGAAACCUCGCGGUUGAAAUGGAAGAAGAUAACGGUGUAAUCUUGGUAUUGUUCUCUGCAGACAGAGUUUGAGAGAAGUAUUCCUUUGUAGAACAUAGUAGCAGUAGGUGCAGAAUGAGAGACGGUCUUUCCCAGGUAAGGGGGGAAAAGGCUUCGGGGAAUGGAAGCAGGCCAGGGGUGGGGAAGGAAAGGAAAUGGGGGAAGGGGAGGAAUCUAGGUUUGAUCUUUUUCCCCCUCAAAAAAAUGAUGUUUUUAGUGACAAACAGACAAGAGUCUUUACCAAGAGGGUUCUGGUGGUUGAACAGUGGCCAUGGUUUUCAACAGAGUAGCAGAUGGAACGGUUGGGUCAUCAAAAAAAGAAGCCCACUGGUGGACAGCAAAUGAUUCCACUGGACAGCCUUCUACCGGUUGGUUCUUGUCUAGAUGGUGGGAGGGAGAAGAAUAGGCCCGUCUCCCUUCCACCCCCUCCAUACCACCAAGAAGAAACUGGUCCUUACUCUCCUCAGCUCAAGAAGAGGCCUCCUCAUAGGCUGGUUGCCUUCAGCCGCCCUCCAACGAGACAGCCCCAAGGAUUCCAAGUUGGGGCGAAAGAGCGGGAUGGGAGAGGGCAUCUCCGUGGUUAAUUCCUCGACAUUUUUCUUCUUCCAUAUUGGAUUUCCCUGAACUCUUCAACGACGACAAAAAAAGUGUGAUGUGCGAUCAAACGAGAGAGAUCCUCUUAAGACAAUUCUGAUCCACUCAACCUGUCUCCAGAUAAAAGACCUUGACUGGGGAGGGGAGGGUUUUUAAGAAAACAGACAAAAAACGAGAAAGAAUGUAGGUCAUCAUAUUGACUGUUAGUAGAUCCUAGACAAGCUCAUUGUGGGCCUUUGUGCACAAGGUCCCAUGGCCUCAUUUUUAUUUUCUUUGUUUUCAAAGACUCAAAUAACAGCACCUUUCCCUCUUCAUGCUUUCCCAAAGCGGACAAUUCCCAGUUAGAAGACCUGGAGAAGUUGAGAACAUGGACAACAUUGCCUUAGGACUGAGAUAAACUGAAAACAAACACAAACAUUGAGUAACAUCCACUUGGGAAAAAAAAAUCUAUUUUUUUCUUCUUCUUUUUUUCUUUUCUUCAAUAAAAAGACAACUUGAAACCCGAGGA
Messenger RNA from Heteronotia binoei (common prickly gecko), 3480 nucleotides. RefSeq names its product adhesion G protein-coupled receptor B1-like. Bases 150 to 2168 code for a protein of 672 amino acids. Gene Ontology annotation, molecular function: G protein-coupled receptor activity. Gene Ontology annotation, biological process: engulfment of apoptotic cell; negative regulation of angiogenesis; cell surface receptor signaling pathway. NCBI's taxonomy places the organism in Eukaryota, Metazoa, Chordata, Lepidosauria, Squamata, Gekkonidae. The transcript is spliced from 15 exons. Gene Ontology annotation, cellular component: postsynaptic density; dendrite; membrane. The record is from RefSeq and is a predicted model, not a curated record.